CGCAUGGGGGUCAGCGACGGCAGGCUGCGGUUUGUCGAGGUUUCUGAGGACGAGCCCUUCCGCAUCAAGUCGUUCAAGCUGGACGGCGAGAGUGGCCGCUGGACGCUGGAGCAUCAGGUGUCGUGGAGAACUCUCUAUUCCGAUGCCAAGGCGACGCCUUUGAUUGCUGCCAUUGAUCCACUCGACCCCGACUCGCUGUAUUUCACCGUGCUUGUGGGCAAGGCAUCAUGUUUAAGCGUGGAUCUCUCUGUGCCUGUGGCCAAAGCAUUAUGUUUAGGCGUGGACAUGCGCUCAAAGACACUGAUUGAGUCUAUGACAUUAGGUGGUGGCGGUGUUCAUCCAAGCAAGUGCAACUCAAGCUUCGUUCUGCCAUGUGUGCUCCCCUCAUUUCUCGGAUCAAGCUCGAUUCCAGGCAAGAACGACCUGUCGAAAAACAAGACUCUGGCAGAUGUUCUAGUUCGUUCAGACAAACACCCGAAGGCCUGAAGAGUACCGAUUUACCAGCUAACGAAUAUCUGGAUACAAGUCAUCUGAUCAACUAGGAAGCCGAUGGUGGAUGGAUGUUUACCAAGCUCUCAUUUUGGGGAAUACAUGGAGAAGUUUGGGUUUGCUGUAGUUAGCUGCUGCACUUGUCUCGUUUUGGGGAAAUUUGUGGGAGUGCUUCCAGUUCACACUAGAACAUUCCAGUGGUUUAAUCAGCGUGUAGUGAUCAUCAGAGAACACCACCAUGCUUGCUCUGUUUACCCGCCCACUCUGUUGUGAGGCGGCAGCUUUGAGCCUUUGACGAAGUGAUGUUUGUUUUCCGUUGUGUAAAGUUGGAGGAUCUCCUGCGAUGAUAGAAACGACGUCAUCGUAAUGCUUAGCUUCAUAUAUGCAUGAUAUUGCGUCUUAUAGAUCUGUUGUUGGAAAAUCAAUCUGCUAGAGGAUAUUCUGUUA
Molecule: messenger RNA, 936 nt
Organism: Triticum dicoccoides
Lineage: Eukaryota; Viridiplantae; Streptophyta; Magnoliopsida; Poales; Poaceae
Exons: 3
Coding region: 4-486 (160 amino acids)
Source: RefSeq, a predicted model, not a curated record